AUGCUCGACAAUCCGCGCUUCAACCAGUGGUUUAUCAGCAACCUGCGCUCUAAUGCAUCGUUUCGUCGCCUGGUCGACGUCCUCCGCGACUACAUGGAGGACUACAAGUGCCCACGCUCGAAGCACUCGUUCGAAAAGAAGGAUGCUUCUGUACGAUCUCGGCAGCGGCGGCGGCUACCGCGAGACUGUCGGCGCCUUGGGUUGUCUGCAAGUCGUGGUGUAUCCACGUCGUCUCCGUCCUCUCGAACGCCUUGGCGACUCGAUCCAGCGACUGGAUCUUGCUACCAUCCAAUGGGAACGAGUGGCGGCACGUCGCUGAGAGCGUCGAGGCGAAACGAGGCUUUCCAGACGUCGCCGGUGCCGUUGACGGCGCAAUCAUCGACAUUGAGCGACCCGUCGAGGGCUUCUACAAUCGACACGGUGACCUGUCUCUCAGCGUACAAGCCGUCGUCGACGCCUCGACUCGCUUCGUGUCCGUCGACAUGCGACCCGGCUCGUUUUCCGACUAGAAGAUUUGGAAGCAGUCCACGUGUGGCAACACCAUUUCUCGCUGCAUGCCGGUCGGUGUGCACAUCAUUGGCGACGGUGGCUAUACACUUG
Saprolegnia parasitica CBS 223.65 is the source of this 600-nucleotide messenger RNA. RefSeq lists its product as hypothetical. The record is from RefSeq and is a predicted model, not a curated record. The transcript has a single exon. Lineage: Eukaryota; Oomycota; Saprolegniomycetes; Saprolegniales; Saprolegniaceae. The annotation marks the transcript as partial.